Rotaria socialis is the source of this 2574-nucleotide messenger RNA. NCBI's taxonomy places the organism in Eukaryota, Metazoa, Rotifera, Eurotatoria, Philodinida, Philodinidae. The record is from the annotation of a GenBank genome assembly.
AUGAAAGAUCCGAAAGUUUCAAGAAUUCAAGUAGUUACGACUGACUUACCGUGGACAAAAAAACAAGUAUUAUCGACCAUUGCCAGAAUUCUUGUUAAUCUCAAUCUGUUUAAAACAGCUAAGCGUGUACAAGUGCGAGAUUUGAAGCAACAACGAUGGUCAACUCAUUUAUUUAUUAUACUUCUAUGCACUGCCAUACUCAUUAUUACAACAUACAACGGCACUAAUAAAAUUACAAGAACCAUUAUCGCCAAUAAUCCAUCACUUGAUAGUAUUGAAGAAUGGCAAGCAGAUUCAUAUAUUGCUUCUUCACUUCAAUGUCCAUGCUCACAAAUUUCCUCUCCUUAUCAAAGUUUCAUUCAUCUUACCGUUAAAUAUCAUCAAAUAUGUUCUAGUGAUUUCAUUUCGCCCAGGUGGAUCACCAGUCUCGAAGAUGCUGCUGAUCCCAUGGCAGUGGUUUUCAUCGCAGAUUUGCGUUUCCAUCCUGAUUUUUUCGAACUACUAGGAUCACUCUGCACAUUUGCAAAUAAUACAAUAUCUAGUACUCUAACUGGUUUCAGCAAUACUCAACUUGUUACAGCUGCACUACUUGUACGUCAGGUAUUCGAUUAUCAAAUGAAUUCAGUCGCUGAGUUUUUCAUACAAUCAACAAUCAACAAUUUCCUGCGCUUAAUACAUAUUCUCUCGAAUGUCACACAAGUGAAUCAAUUUAUCACAAACGCGUACAGUAAUUUUGAUGUUGAAUUGGCUAAUGUUUCGCAUGAGUCAAGCAACAUAUUCUAUCCUUAUCUGGCGCCUUCUACAUUCAUUCUUAUCGGCAACCAAACAGUGUCGUGUUUCUGCAUAACCGAAAUUUCGUGCAAAAUCCAAAUUGGCGUCUAUAUUGCAGCCAGUUAUGCUAUUCUCCUGUAUCCUAUUCCAGGAAUGUUCACUGGUUGUAUACCUAUGUCAUCAUUAUUGAUCUCGACACUUGAGUGCUUUUAUGAUGACAGCGAUUGCCUUUCUCAAACCGAUAAGACAAUGGAAAGAAAUUUAUCAUCAUGGGUGACUCAUCUUGAUUCUCAUUUGCCCAGUCAAUUUUUACAGAAUACAACUAUUAAUGUACUUCUUGAACAUAUGUUCCUUGAAGUAUGGACAAUUAAUAGUUCGUUUGAACGUUACUUUAAUGCUUGUGCAGUUCAAUCAUGUUCGUAUAUGAUUCUUGAAAAUUAUGCGGCAAUUGAAAUAAUUACAAUUCUCUUCGGUCUCAUUGGCGGCAUUUCGAAAGCUUUAAUUUUUACUGUACCAUUUUUUCUCAUGCUGGUUUUCUUCGCUAUCGACCGGUUUCAUCGUCACCGUGGGCACCAACCACAAUCAACAGAGGAAAAUCAAACAGAACGCGGAUAUUCACCACCCACCAAAGCUGUUGAAAAUGAAUGCGAUAUUCGUUUACAACGUUUAGCGACUAAAAUUUACACCAUUCUACUUCUUCUUGCACUUGUUAUACUCAUUUUCUACUCAUCUCUUACGUAUACAACAAAUAUAAAAAUUGCAAAUAUAUCCAGUGUAGACGAUUAUGUCAAGUUGGCAAAUGAAUACAAAAAUCUUAGUUUCACAUCAAAUUUUGAAUGUCUUUGUCAAAAACUAUCAAUUGUUCGUUCAUCUUAUAUUCAGAAACUUGAGCCAUCAUUGCAUGAUAUAUUUUCACCAACUUCCAUCAAUGAUGAAUGGCUCGGAAUUUUAUUCGAUACUUAUGCACACCUGGAUUAUUCUCAACUGCCAGUAUAUACAUUUCAAGGAACGGCUUUGCCGCACUAUCAAGCAUUGAAAGCAAUGUGUAACUUAGUACAAGAAACCGUCUAUGCUGCACAAACACUUUUUCUCAAUUCGGCUCUCAUCAUAUUAGAGAUAACUGAUCAAGAUGCAUUCGAAAAAGAUACGAAUGAAGCCAUUGAACAUAAAUGGACUCAAUCAAGCAAAUGGGCUCGUCUCUGUCUAUUCGAGCAACUGGCGUAUGUACCUGUCACAGAUGGUAUCAAUGCUCAGCCAGCUAUUAUCUCUUAUGAACCUCAAUAUUACGGAGAGUGUAAUUGUGCUACAGCAGCUACAUGUACUCAACAACUAGAGCCGGUGAUACCAGGCUACGUUGUCGGAUGUUCGCCGCUUGAAGCUUUGUUACAAUCGACGAUUGAAUGUCACUACGAUGCCUCAUGUAUUCAAUCAGUGUAUUUAUAUACAACAAGUUUUGACAAUGUUACUGACCCAAUUCAACCGCUUAAUUAUUCGCAUACACGUUUUCUAUGGAAUUCUACAAUAGCCACGCUUCUUGAAAAUAUGUUUAUUGAGUCGUGGUCUUCGAAUAUAUCAUACAAUAAUUUCUUUCAGCAAUGCCAUCCAUCAACAUGUUCGAGUGCGCUUAUUCAACGAUUCAAUCUGCUCUAUAUGUUCACGACAAUAUUUGGCAUUUAUGGUGGUCUCUCUACUAUACUCCAACUCAUUAGUCCAUCCAUUGCCAAAUUUCUCUACAAAUUUUUCCUUCGCCAUCGAAUACAAAUGAAGAAUGUUGAAACAGUCGAAAGACAAAACACACUUUAA